UUUAUUUUCUCUCACUACAUCGUUCUCUCUCUCUCUCUCUCUCUCAUAGCAAAUCACUUUCUCUCUCUUCACCAUUAACCUAAGCCCCACCGUCACUUUCUCUCUCUUCACUGUUAACCUAAGCUCCACCGUCAAUAACCACCGUAUAUGGCAGACAUCCAGAGAAAUCGUCCCGGCGUCACCAGCCACCGCCAGCCAAGUCGAUUGCAAAGCCGCGCUCCGUCGUCACUUCAGAUUAACCGUACCGUCGAUUGGAACGCUGCGAUUCCCCUUCUCUCGCCGCUGGCUUCGUCACCGCCGCCGCCUCCACUACCACAAGCAAAAAGGGAAGAGUCUACGCCGCCGCAGCAGCGCCGGCAGAUCGCGGAGGCGGAAAAGAUAGUUUUCAAGAAGUGGCAGCACCCUGCGGCACCGUUCUGCUACGGGACUGCUUCAGUGGUUCCGCGCUUCUUUUAAUUUAACUUGUAAAUUGAAAAGAAGAAAUAUCAUUAGAAAGAUCUGACAUUUUUUAUUUUUCUUUUUAUACAUAUAUGUUAUUCAUAAUGAGAUUUGCUAUAUUGAUAAAGAUAAAUACUUUCACAUGUGUAUCAAGAUUUGAUGUAUUAGUCACAAAAAUGGUGUUUUAAAAAAAAUAGAAAACAACUUUAUUUGUUUA
Cicer arietinum (chickpea) is the source of this 655-nucleotide messenger RNA. The record is from RefSeq and is a predicted model, not a curated record. NCBI's taxonomy places the organism in Eukaryota, Viridiplantae, Streptophyta, Magnoliopsida, Fabales, Fabaceae.